Nycticebus coucang (slow loris) is the source of this 4917-nucleotide messenger RNA. It is a transcript of the gene GOPC, whose product is annotated as golgi associated PDZ and coiled-coil motif containing. Bases 244 to 1692 code for a protein of 482 amino acids. Gene Ontology annotation, molecular function: transmembrane transporter binding. Lineage: Eukaryota; Metazoa; Chordata; Mammalia; Primates; Lorisidae. Gene Ontology annotation, biological process: negative regulation of protein localization to cell surface. The record is from RefSeq and is a predicted model, not a curated record. The transcript is spliced from 10 exons. Gene Ontology annotation, cellular component: trans-Golgi network transport vesicle; Golgi apparatus; membrane.
CAGCGGGGGCGGGCCGGGAAGUGGGACGGCCCGAGCCUUCCGUGUGCCGCCUCAUCCACCGCUUGUACCUCGCUGCUACUGCACUGUAGGGCCGUACUGCCGGCGUUAGCUGCGCGAGGGGAAAGGAGGGACAGACUGAGCGUGCGUGCGCGCGGGGGGUUGUCCCCGCAGUCCCAGCAGUUCCCCUCGCGCCAGGUGGGCGGCGAGGGUCAGCUGCAGUCGGGGGAGGCCCUAGACGGCGCCAUGUCGGCAGGCGGCCCAUGCCCGGCAGGAGCCGGAGGGGGCCCAGGGGGCGCCUCCUGUGCCGUGGGGGUCUCCCCCGGCGGAGUGUCCAUGUUCCGGUGGCUGGAGGUGCUGGAGAAGGAGUUCGACAAGGCCUUCGUGGAUGUAGAUCUGCUCCUGGGCGAGAUCGAUCCGGACCAGGCGGACAUCACUUACGAGGGACGACAGAAGAUGACCAGCCUUAGCUCCUGCUUUGCACAGCUUUGCCAUAAAGCCCAGACUGUGUCCCAAAUCAACCACAAGCUAGAGGCACAGUUGGUGGAUCUGAAAUCUGAACUGACAGAGACCCAAGCUGAGAAAGUUGUACUGGAGAAAGAAGUGCAUGAUCAGCUUUUACAGCUGCACUCUAUUCAGCUUCAGCUUCAUGCCAAAACUGGUCAAAGUGUUGACUCCGGUACCAUUAAAGCAAAAUUGUCUGUCCCUUCUGUGGAGGAGCUGGAAAGAGAGCUGGAAGCAAACAAAAAAGAAAAAAUGAAAGAAGUUCAACUUGAAGCCGAAGUGAAAUUGUUGAGAAAAGAGAAUGAGGCCCUUCGCAGACAUAUAGCUGUUCUCCAGGCUGAAGUUUAUGGGGCAAGGCUGGCUGCCAAGUACCUGGACAAGGAACUGGCAGGAAGAGUCCAGCAAAUACAAUUACUAGGACGAGAUAUGAAGGGACCUGCUCAUGAUAAGCUUUGGAACCAGUUAGAAGCUGAAAUACACUUGCAUCGCCACAAGACUGUGAUCAGAGCCUGUAGAGGACGCAAUGACUUGAAACGACCAAUGCAAGCACCACCAGGCCACUUACUUUGGCAUAGUGAAGAGGAUAUAUUGGAAGAGGGCCAGAUUGGAGUCAAGGAGGAUCAAGAUUCCUUAAAGAAAAGCCAAGGGGUUGGUCCAAUUAGGAAAGUUCUCCUCCUUAAGGAAGAUCACGAAGGCCUUGGCAUUUCAAUUACAGGUGGAAAAGAACAUGGUGUUCCAAUCCUCAUCUCUGAGAUUCAUCCCGGGCAACCUGCUGAUAGAUGCGGAGGGCUGCAUGUUGGGGAUGCUAUUUUGGCAGUCAAUGGAGUUAACUUAAGGGACACAAAGCAUAAAGAAGCUGUAACCAUUCUUUCCCAGCAGAGAGGAGAGAUCGAAUUUGAAGUAGUUUAUGUGGCUCCUGAAGUGGAUUCUGACGAUGAAAAUGUAGAGUAUGAAGAUGAGAGUGGACAUCGUUACCGUUUAUACCUUGAUGAGUUAGAAGGAGGUAGUAGUCCUGGUGCUAGUUGCAAAGAUACAAGUGGGGAAAUCAAAGUGUUACAAGGAUUUAAUAAGAAGGCAGUAACUGAUGCACAUGAAAAUGGAGACCUGGGAACUUCGAGUGAAAAUCCUCUAGAUGAUAGCGCUUCGAAAUUAGAUGAUCUGCACAGUCUAUAUCAUAAAAAAUCCUAUUAAAUUGACUGUAUCUCCAGAUGAGAUUGGUAAUCAGACUAUACUGAAUUUGGGGCACUAAGGCAGAUGUUGACAAAGAUGAUACAAGGUCAAGGGAGGCUGGUUUUUACCUAAAUGAAAGGAGGGUACCUCAGGGCUUCAUGUGAACAAUUCUUAAUGCAUAAACCCCCCUGUUUUCUGUGAUACACCAUAAUUAGCUAUUGCAUGUAAAGCAGUUUUGAUUUUCUUGAAAUUGUAAGCACCAAAGCAUGUGUUUCCCAAAGGAAUAUUACUAGGCUACUGAGCACCAAAUGAAACACUACUGUUUUAUUUGGCAUGUUUUCCAUUGUAGGACAGUGCUAACUGGAAUUUUAUAAGAAAUAACCUUUAAAUACAGACAGUAAGUGAAUUCCUGUUAUAUAUUUCUGAAUGUUAACUGUGGUGUUUCAGAGGACAGAACUUUACUCAGUGAAUUGCAGAAGUGUAGGCUUAAUUUUUUUUUAACUGGAAGAAUGGUCGUAGGCUUGUUUUAAAAAAAACUUUAUUGUGCAUCCUGAUACCUAAAUCAAUUCUUAAUGAUCAUUUGUUGUAAUGAGUUUGCCUUUCCAUUUUAUUCAAUGCAGUCCAAAAUAGUUUUCUUUAAGCAAUCUUUUAUCAAUCAGUGCUGCGCUAGAAAUAGUUUCUGAAAAGUUACUGUACAUUUAACCAUCAACUGGUUUUUGAAAGAAAGAGAGAAGGGGUAAAAUAUCUGCUCUCAAUUAUGUUGAUCCAUGCAUGGUGUUGGAGCCUUUACCAUUAAUGUUCAGUCUCAAGUGCUUAUUUUCUGGGAUCCCUGAAGGUUUACACAUUGUGAGUUGUUCACAAAGUUUGUCUUGUGAUAGUACUGGCACUUAAAGAUAAAUUUUGCUAAAAGUAAAAGCUCAAAUUUAUUAGUGUGUCAUAAAAUACAUUGCAUCCAAACAGUGGUUUUCUCUCUUAGUAGCUGAUUCACCCAUGUAAAAAGCUGGGGUCAAAGGUGGGCAACAUGAGGUGAAGGCGUUUUGAUGUGGUACUUGUUCGGUUGGGUUUUCAUGUCAGUGUAUGUUUGACUAAAGCACUUUUCAUAUGCAAACUAUGAAUUUGCUAGUUCUCUUACCCCAGGAUUAAGCGUAGAGUGCCUCCUCUCUUUUUUACUGUUCUGCAGGCCCUCAUCUGCUGGGCAAAGUCAAAACCUUGCAUUUCAAGAAGUGAUAGUUUUGCUAAUAUCACCGUCUUAAAGGAUAUAUAUUGAAGGGACUUUUAAGUGGGAGAAAGCCUACCAGGCUUUUAGAAUAUUACCAGUAUCUUCAUUUGUAGCGUACAGAUGUUCUAUGAUAAAACACAUUUUCUUGUCUUUCCCAGAUGCACUAUAUAUUUGUUCAAAGGUAAAAUUUAUAAUAUGUGUAUACUUUAUUUUGUGAUUUUGCUAUUUAUAAAUGUAAUGUCUUAACUGUUGCUCAUUUGUGGUUUGUUUUGGGUGGUUUUGUUCAUCUGUAUAUCACCAUGUUAAUGUGUAAUAGAAGCGCACUUCUUAGUGUCUACUGGUACUGAUAUUAAAAUACAUUAUAACAUAACGUUGCCUCUAAGCAAAAGCUAGUAUUUAAUUGUACAAAUGAUAAGCAAGGUAUAUGUUAUUGUUUGCUCUUGAAGGGGUGGGCCUCUUAAAAGAAAAAAUUGUUCCAUAUGCAUUCGCUCAUGCCAAGCACAUAUGAGGGUUGUCCAGAAUGUAUGCGGCCACAUGUGUCUCUAUUUUUCUUACUACAUGUCUGGAUACUUUCUGGACAGCCCUUAAAUACCCCCAUGCAUGACAUGAGAUUUGUGAACUGGAUUUUAGCCACUGUAUUUGUUUAAGUCAAAAAAAUUUCCAUAUAGUGGCAGAUCUGAAAAUUUCUUUGCUUUGACAUAAAACCAUGUUAUUCUUCUUAAAAUACAACCUGGGAUGGAAUGAGCAUGACAUUUUUUUUUUCAGAGAACAUUCUUUACCUACUAUGACUGAAUCCUUAGGAAAUGUAAGCUACUACUAUGACACUUUGAUUUUUAACAACUACCUAAUAAAUGUAUUGAAAAGGGUUUUUUUUAGAACCUUGAAUUGAAAUUUUGUGAGGUUGCUAUGUUAUUUGAAGAGUUGUAUGAGAUGGUUAUCAUAGAUACUUAUCAUAUAAGUUACUUUCAAGGGCUGAUAAAAAGAAUGAAAAGUUGGGUGGCGCCUGUGGCUCAAAGGAGUAGGGUGCCAGCCCCAUAUGCAGGAGGUGGUGGGUUCAAACCCAGCCUGGGCCAAAAACUGCAAAAAAAAAAAAAAAAAAGAAUGAAAAGCUUUUCAAGUAGUUUAAAAUUCCAUAGGUCAUCUUCCUUUUCAUUCUUGCAUCACCAUGGUUUGCAGGCUUACGUGAGACACUGUUGCUCAGAUGCUACUGUGAGUUUCCCGUUAGGUUUCUAAAAUGAACUUUUUUAACUAGGUACUUUCUAACACCUAACUAAGGUGUUAGAGGAUGAACUAAAAAUUAUAGAUUUGGGGGAUGAACUAAGAAUUAUGACUUUCUAAAGGACUAAGAACGAACCAGUUUUAAUAUUUCACACUUACAGGAGAGAAACACUAAAGCUUCUAGAAUAAAACCAAACAGGAGAAAACUAUUGCAAAACCAUUCCAAUGAAAAAAGGAAAGAAAAAUACACACAUGCAUACAGAAACGGACAGUUGAGAAAAAAUUGUUAAUGGAACAUGAGGGGUUUGUGUGUGCACGUGCACGUGUGUAUUUACACUUAACCUCUAACAUUCUCUUCUGAGGUGUCUCUGUUAUCAAUGUGAUAGAAAAGAAACACUUGGGGUUAAGGGACUGUUGUCAAAAGAGGUGUAGAAAGAUGAAACUUCUGUUGGUCUUGGAAAUCAUAAUGGAAUAGUCAGCAGAAAUUAGCACAUUUUGUCCAUGGUGCUGGUUUUUCCUCACCACAGUGAACUUAUUUUGUUUUUGUGUUUAGAAAAAGAUAUACUGGUUCAUGUGUAAAUUGUACAUUAUUGGACAUCCUUUUUAUGUAGUCUUUUAUUCCCACAUAUUCAGUCUUCCUGUUAUGGUCAGCUUCAAAUCUACACCAUUUAUGACAAAUGUAUUAUGUCUAGUUGAGUUGAGUUUAAUAUUUUUUAUUAGCCUGUAAAUAAAUAAAGAUGGCAUCAUCUACACUAAAAUGAUAUUAAUCUCAUUUUUUAAUAAACAUUUUGUGCUUCUUUUACAUUAAA